This is a messenger RNA of Anastrepha obliqua, 4715 nucleotides long. RefSeq names its product transmembrane protein 216. The transcript has 2 exons. Bases 311 to 763 code for a protein of 150 amino acids. Gene Ontology annotation, cellular component: ciliary transition zone. Gene Ontology annotation, biological process: non-motile cilium assembly. Lineage: Eukaryota; Metazoa; Arthropoda; Insecta; Diptera; Tephritidae. The record is from RefSeq and is a predicted model, not a curated record.
UAUGAGGCUUGUAAGCGACGCAUUUUGAAUACCCAGAAGCAAAAGUUUUGAAUUAUUUGUCACACAUGCCAAGACAUGUUGGUUAGCUGCCGUGCUAUUUUUGUAAACAAACCAAAUAAUUAAAAUAAUAAUGAAGUGCAAAAAAAUUUGAUUUCGUUAAGUGUAUACGGAAAAUUUAAAAAUUUUGUUUUGUAUUUUUUUUUUGUGAAGCAUGGAGAAAGACAAGACACACGCAAAUCGACGAACUGGAAUUGUUUAGUGUUCUCAAGGAGCUAGCGAGUUAGCUCGCAAUACGUAGCGUUGUAGCAGAAUGCCACCGCCAAAGAAGCCACCGAUUCAUGUGCCGAAGAAAGCCAAUCCCAGUCUCGGCUAUGAAGUGCUUAUCUAUUUGAAUUCCUUCUAUUUUGGAAUGUUCGCUUGCUGCGAACUGAGUAUGGGUCUGCUGAAGGCCAUCAAUCUAUCGUACCCGAACAACGUUCUGGCGCGAGAUUCGGGUAUUUUGAUCGGUUUUUGCAUUUUAGAGACCAUUCGCAUCAUACUCGGACGCAAGGGUUCACUAGCCGAAAAAAGUUGGCCAGUUAUUUUAUCGGUUUUUCUAACAGUUCCAUGCUUUUUCGGUGUCUCCUACAUACUCCUCCUACAAGAAUAUAAACUACGGCUGGAAUAUGUACUUUGUACAUUAAUGAUCGGUUUAUAUCUGACCGAAGUUUGGUAUGCAAUACUAUGUGUUUUUUCACUAUGUCGUCCAGUAACUUAUGAAUAGGACUAAAAGGUUUAUAAAAAUGUAAAAUAAGAAUAAACAUGUAACGCAAAAAAAAAAAUUAUAUACAUACAUACAUACAUAAACAAAAUACACAACUACACAAAUACACAAAUACAAAACUAAAACUAACACAUAAAUAUGUAAAUGUAAAAAAAUUCAACUAAGUAAAAUGCAACAACUUACGAAAGAAAUAAAUAAAUGUAAAAUGAAAAAUAGAAGAAAUCAUAGCAAUAUACAAAGGAAACGAUCAAAUAAUGCAAAUACAAAGUGAGUAAAUAAGAAAUAGUGUAAGAUUUAUUAAAAACAAAGCAAAACAAAAACAAACAAAAAAUUAAAUAAAAAAAAAAAUAAAACUAUGUAUUGAAAAAAUUUUGAAAAUUUAUAUAUGUGCAUAUGUAUGUGAAUUGUAACGCCAAAGGAAGUAUAUACAUACAUACAUAUGUAUGUACCGAAAGCGAAAUAGUGUGAAGAAGUGUGUUAACAGAAACAACAAGAAAUACUUUUCAGACUUUUUAAGAGAAUUUUUUUUGUAAUGCAAAUGUAUGUUUAAUUAAAACCAAAAAAUAUUGCUAAACCCAAGGAAGUUUAAACAAAGAAACUUUAACGAAAUUCAAAAAUUGAUAAACUGUAAAUGAAAAAGAAUAUAUUGUAUUAGACACUACAUAUUUUUUAUUUAAUUAAGAAAGAAAAAUACAACCUACAAUAUUCUAGAUGUGCGUUAUCGUCUUUGAAGGAUUUUUCUUUCGCACAUCUCAAAGGAAUAUUAAUGUCGAAUUGAUUGUUAUACAAAGGCAUAAGUGCAUAUGUAUGUAUUUUAUAAGGAAAAAACUCAGAAACCACAAAAAAAUAACAAAAAAUAAAUUAUGAAAAUUAAUAAGCAACAAACAAAUUGAAGCACACAGAUUCACUGUAAUGGCAAAACUUAAGCGCCCCUUAGUACAUUUUUUUGUUGCUUUCAUUUAGUAAAAUUUGCAUGAAACCAAAGUGAAUUAAAUUGUGUGUACUAAUUUUAUUUAUCCAAACAUACUUUCUAAACUCAGCGUUUUAUAAGUAAAAGGUUACAAGUGAAAAAAUAUUGAAAGCCUCCAAAGGAAACAAACACUUCCGGUUCAAAAAGUUUGCCCCUCUACUACGAUUUUGCGAUUUUGGCCAACAGCCAUUGAUGAUACUGUUAAUUAGAAGUUAUUACAGAGAUUAGAAGAAGAAGAAGAAUGCAAUGAUGUUCUGCAAAAAUGCCACUGUUUUCAAGUUUUAGCGGAAAUGGAAACAAUGACGGAAAACCAGUAUUCAAGCAAAGAACUGAUAAAGACAAGAAUAGCUGCACAUUCCGGUUCGUUCCAUAGGGAACAGAAUUCAGAGGGUUUGGCCAAGUUCAGAUUGCAUAGCAGAUUUCUGUUGCCGUAUACCCGGUGACGUGUCAGCCGAAGUUACUCGCUGCAUUUCGUGUGUUCCACUAACAGAAUUCUGUUAAGAAAUUCCCCACCCAAAAACCGAUUGGAACUAAUUAGCACCAGUGAAGGAGACUUAAAAUAAAAUUAUAAAAUGAAUGGAAUGAGACAUUUUCGAUCAGCAGUUCCACUCUUUUUGUUCUAGACUGAUUUAAAAAUUUUUUGCAAAUAUGUACGCAAAUCUUCCAUACAUUUGAGAGUACGAGCAAUAAAGCGUUUCCACUAAAACCAAAUCCUGGGUUUGCAGGUUUUGGGUUUGAAAUAAAGCGAAUUCUUUGUAGGUGGUGUCGGUAAACCAUUUGCAUUACCGUUGUAUGCUUCUAGCUCCAACUUCAUGUCGGCUGUGCAACAUUGUACGUCUUUUUCUUUUCUACUUUCUUUUGUCGUGACAGUUCUAUGUACAAAACGUUGUUGUUGGUCUAGCGCCACAUCCUUUGAUGCAUAAAGAACCGUUCAAACACGGAUUAGGCAGUAUACCUAGCGGACUGCGACUGCUUUUGACGUUACAGGAAUGGAUUAAUUCAUAGCUUCAAGAAAUUAUAAAUGUUGUGAGAUUAGGUGAAAAGAUUUAAAGCUUUCAUUCACCACCACUUGCGUGAUAGUUCCAGCAAUACAAUGACGCUAAACAUAACUCUGAAGUAUGUAAGUUCUGGCUUCAGAACAAAUAACAUAGAGCUCAGCAAAGCAAUAAAUGUACUGGUAUGUUCUUGAUAGGCUUACCGAUCUUAACCCUAACAAGAACUUGUGAAAGUUUAUUACCAUGAAAAUUAAUCAAAAACUUUCAAGACGAAAGAAACGCUUUUCGAAGUGGGAAAGUAGUAAAAAUAAAAAAGGGGGAAAUUAUGGCAGCACACUAUUAAUAAUUUAGUUAAGAAAAACUAUAAAAAAAAAGUAUUUUCUAAUAGCUCGCCACUCGACAGGCAACGACAAACGUCCAUGUGUAUUUCUGCUGUGAAAAAAGCCCCUCGUAAAAAACCAUCUGUUGUUCGAAGGCGACAUAAGGCUGUAGGUCCCUCCAUUUGUGGAAAGUAUCAAGACGCAUACCACAAAAAGGAAGAGGAGUUUAGCUAAACACUCAACACAGGGUGUAAGCGCCAUUUUAUAUGUAAAUAUUACCCACAUCUACACCACUGCUAUUCAGGAGGCUGUGUUAAGGUAACUUUGACUCUCAUUUCAUAGUUUAACAACUCAUCUUGAACGCUUUCGCAUACAAAUUCUUUCGUUUGUUGUUAUGGGUACUUCCAUGUGGACUUCACUUCUGGCUAUGAUUUGUUUUGCUUAAAAUCUUUCCUUGCUUUAACUUCUUAUUUUUGAAACGCUGAAAUUUGUAUAUUUCGGUUUGUCCACACUGUGUUUGUAAAAUGAUAAAAAUAAAAGUAGAAAAUAUAAUUCUUUCGAAAAAAAUGCACUAAUGGCGUGCUUAUGUUCUGAUCAAUACUAUGUACAUACAUACAUACAUGUGUAUACUCGUAUGCAUAUAAUUACAUGUGUAUGUAUGUAUGUAUGUGCAUGAUGUAGCAAAACCAGUAAACUAAUCUGCGAAUAUGCAACAAACACAAAAACCCAGCAAACUCAUUCUAAAGCAUUAAAUUAUGUGUACAUACAUAUGUAUAUAUACACAUAUAUACAUAUAUGUAAGUAUAUGAACUUUAAAUAUUCAGAUUAUACAUACGUAUGUAAAUGUCCUUAGGAUACGCGAACUAUAAACUAUACCUUACACUAGGGUGUAAAUUACUAGGUGAAUAUUCGAAAAUACAUACAUACACACGUAAAACCAAAACAAACCAUAUAGUUGUAUGCAGUUGUAGUUUCAUACAUACAUACAUUCAUAUGUAUGUGUGCAUACAUACUUAUGAAUAAAAAAUAUAGAAUUUAAAUAUGUUUAAAAAACGAGCUCUUAUAACAAUAAAUUGCUAACUAAUACAUGCAUACAUACAAACAUAUUUAUAUAUACAUACAUACAUACAUAAUUGUACAUAAAACUGCACACACACACACUACAUAUGCAGCACAUGCUCCAUAUAAAAAUCAUAAUUCAAUCACACGUUGUUGGAUUUCAGAAUUAACACUUUUGGCAUGAACCCAUACAAAUGCUUAUGCCUAUUUAUUUAUAAUAUAUACAUACAUACAUGCAUACAUAUGUAAAUAGUUAAUACUUUCGUUUAGGAAAUUAGGAAAUUAGGAAAUUUUAGAUACUCGCAUUCUGUACAAAAAAUCAAGGUUUCUUUGCGUUUUUUGUUGACUUUUAUUGACUAAAAAUAGUUUGCUGUCGUCGCAGCAGCAGUACUCGUACAUUACGGGACUGAAAAACUUCCCAUCAUUCGGAACAUACACACGUAUAAUUAGCGAACGGUCGAACAUUGAUUAUUAAAGCUGACCGAAACGAAGCGAACUUCGGCCAAUUUAAGCCGAAGCCGAGCAAAAACCGAGCCGAAUAUUUUAAAGAAUCCAAAUGCAUAAUUUGUAAAAAAUGCCCUAGUUUUAUUAUAAUAAUAAAAAAAACA